Messenger RNA from Poecile atricapillus (Black-capped chickadee), 1816 nucleotides. RefSeq names its product heparan sulfate 6-O-sulfotransferase 3 (gene HS6ST3). The coding region runs from base 1 to 1239 and encodes 412 amino acids. The transcript is spliced from 4 exons. Gene Ontology annotation, cellular component: membrane. Gene Ontology annotation, molecular function: heparan sulfate 6-sulfotransferase activity. The record is from RefSeq and is a predicted model, not a curated record. NCBI's taxonomy places the organism in Eukaryota, Metazoa, Chordata, Aves, Passeriformes, Paridae.
AUGGACGAGCGCUUCAACAGGUGGCUGCUGCCGCCGCUGCUGGCGCUGCUCUUCCUGCUCAUCGUCUACCAGUACGUGUCGCCCGCCUGCCCCGGCGCCGCCUGCCCCCGCCGCCCGCCGGCCUCCGCCGCCCGCCGCGGGGGGGGCCCGGAGGAGCGGGAGGAGGAGGAGGAGGCGGCGACGAUGCCGCGGCUGGCGGCCAAGUUCCCGUUCGCCCGGGGGGAGCUGUGCCGGCGGGUGCGGUUCGACAUGCGGGGCCGCGACGUGAUCGUCUUCCUCCACAUCCAGAAGACGGGCGGCACCACGUUCGGGCGGCACCUGGUGCGCAACAUCCACCUGGAGCAGCCCUGCUACUGCCGGGCCGGGCAGAAGAAGUGCGCCUGCCACCGCCCGGGCGGCGACAAGGACACCUGGCUCUUCUCCCGCUUCUCCACGGGCUGGAGCUGCGGGCUGCACGCCGACUGGACCGAGCUCACCAGCUGCGUGCCCGCCGCCAUGGACAAUAAGAAAGAGAUACAUUUAGGUCCCAACAGGAAUUUCUACUACAUCACCAUGCUGAGGGAUCCAGUGUCACGGUACUUGAGUGAAUGGAAACAUGUCCAGAGGGGUGCAACGUGGAAAACCUCCCUUCAUAUGUGCGAUGGAAGAAGCCCAACACCAGACGAGCUGCCUACCUGUUAUGAAGGAGACGACUGGUCUGGAGUCAGCUUACAGGAAUUCAUGGAUUGUAGCUACAACUUGGCCAGCAACCGCCAGGUGCGCAUGCUGGCAGACCUCAGCCUGGUGGGGUGCUACAACCUGACUUUUAUGAAUGAGAGUGAGAGAAAUAUGAUUCUUCUCCAAAGCGCCAAGAACAAUCUGAAAAACAUGGCCUUCUUCGGGCUGACGGAAUUUCAGAGGAAAACACAGUAUCUCUUUGAGAGGACAUUCAACCUGAAAUUCAUUUCCCCAUUCACCCAAUUCAAUGUUACGCGGGCCUCCAACGUGGACAUCGGCGAGGAUGUGCGGCAACGGAUAGAGGAGCUGAAUUUCUUGGACGUGCAGCUGUAUGAAUAUGCAAAGGACCUGUUCCUGCAGCGCUUCCAGUACUCCAAGCAAGAGGAGCAUCAGAAGAACCGGCUAAAGAGGCGAGAGGAGCGGCGACUGCUGCGGGAGCAGAGAGCUCACCAGUGGCCAAGGGAAGAGGCAGCAGAAGUAGCUGUUACUGAAGAUUAUAAUAGUCAGGUUGCAAGGUGGUGAUGCACCUCCAUCUUGCCUAACCAAUGAGAGGAUCAGAUUGUUUGUGCAAUGUGGCUAUCUGGGAAUUAGCCAAGGGAGACCUACUGCUUUGGUAAAUGAGACCUCAUCUGACAACUCUCCCUCCUUGUCUCCAAGUUUUUCUUGGUUUCUGCCAGUGAGAAUGUAUUUUUUUCUCAAUAAGUAUUGAUUAGUGUUAUUAAAUGGCAGUAGAAUAAGAUUCCUGUCAGAAAAGACUUCCUUCAAAGGCCUAAGUAUGAGGAUGGGUUGAAGAGAGAGAGAGAUUUUUUGCGUUAACAGAUGUACCCUGUACAAUUGGAGCCACUAAAACUUGUGCAGACAUGAAUGAUAAAUCGGGGAAAAAUACUUGGCUCAGUUCCUUUGUAACAUGAGAGCUGGUUUAUUUCGUACUGUUCUUUGCAAUUGUAAGUGCAUAACUUUGUAGUGAAUGAAAUGGAGAAGGUGCACACAUUGCCCUUCAAACUUGUACAUGCUGUGUUUUGAUUAAGGGAAGAAUUUGAUGAGGUGAUUAAAAAAGACAUAGGAAGUGUUGGAUUGGGGUACUUCUUGCUCUGUUCCA